AACGCUCUCCGAGAAGCGGAAGAUGAGACGACGGUUGCUAUUUACGGGCUUCAAUGCAUUUGGUCAGCACAAUGCGAGCAACACGGAACGCACUUCCGGUCGAGUCAAUGCCCUAACCGAAAUCAGUCUGCCGGAUGAUAGCGCCGGCAAAAUAAUACUUGCUCUGAGCUGGCGUUACACGGCUUAUGCUGUGGGCAAGAAACUGUGGCUGCAAGGACUGCUAGUUAGCAAGCCAGAGGAAAGGUUGGAAGUGCAUGCAUCUGAAGAGAUAAAAGCCUUGGCGGCUUGCGAUGCCCAUUGCUUGGUGUUGCUGCAGAGUGGCCAGUUAUAUAAGCUGCGAGCGGAGUUGAAUGCCACACUGCAGGCCGUAAAAUUAGAAGCACCUUCUGCAAAGCGAAACAUAUUUGGCCAGGCGAAGGAAGCCGAUGAAAUCUCCAUCACCCACAUUGCCUGCGGCUCGCACAUCAAUGUGGCCAUCACGGCGGGGAAUGCUGUGUAUAGCAUACCCAGUUGCCUGCAUCGCUUUCCGCAGGGCUCGUGGCGAGUGCGGCAGUUGGAGUGCGGACACGAGCACGCGCUGCUACUGAACGGCAAUGGCGAUGUCUACAGUUGGGGCAACGGACUACGUGGGCAACUGGGUCACGAGAGUUUGGGUGUGGAAGAGCGUCCGCUUUUACUCGAGCCACUGGCGGGCAUUAAGAUAACACACAUUGCGGCCGGUGGCUGGCAUAGUGCAGCUAUUUCAGCAUUUGGCGAUCUCUAUGUGUGGGGCUGGAAUUGUAAUGGACAGCUGGGCAUGCGCGUCAUGAAGCCGGAUGGCCUGCUUAAGGAGCCCACGGUUUAUCCCUUGCCCCAACUGCAGGAUUUGCCAGCAUGCUGUGCAGCUGUUGAGGCAGAGGCUGAUGUGUGUGCUCCCAUAAAGGCUUACGCAGGAUCACGGCACACGCUUAUCCAGUGCAGCUGUGGUCGACUCUGGGCUUGUGGCUGGUGUGCACACGGUCAACUUGGUCAACAGCCGUCCAAAUUGGCCUAUUUGGAUAGUUUUAAUGCUAUGCAGCAGCUGCCCAAAGACUGCGAUUAUAAUGUAGUGUGUGGUCCUUGGUCCACUUUGAUUGCUUUGUCUGAGUAAAUUCAGUAAAUAUUUGUAUAUUUUAUAUACUU
Molecule: messenger RNA, 1161 nt
Organism: Drosophila arizonae
Lineage: Eukaryota; Metazoa; Arthropoda; Insecta; Diptera; Drosophilidae
Product: RCC1 domain-containing protein 1
Source: RefSeq, a predicted model, not a curated record